Messenger RNA from Perognathus longimembris pacificus (Pacific pocket mouse), 2918 nucleotides. RefSeq names its product MLLT3 super elongation complex subunit (gene Mllt3). Lineage: Eukaryota; Metazoa; Chordata; Mammalia; Rodentia; Heteromyidae. Gene Ontology annotation, biological process: regulation of DNA-templated transcription. The record is from RefSeq and is a predicted model, not a curated record. Gene Ontology annotation, cellular component: super elongation complex. The transcript is spliced from 11 exons. Bases 257 to 1966 code for a protein of 569 amino acids.
GCUGGCUGCUGCUGCUGCUGCUGCUGCUGCUUGCUGCUGCUUUUGCUUUUGGGGCUGAGUUUAAUAAGCGAGCGAGAGAGCGAGCACAGGGCGAGGGGGUUGGGGGAGGAAAGGCAGAGAAUGUCCGCCAUCUACCCUCCGCUUCUGGGCGCGCUCUCAUUCAUAGCUGCCUCUUCAUGAAUUACAGCUGAAGCGGGACGGGGAGGGGUGGGGGGGUACCACACAACACCCCAGAAAAUUCUCCGGGCCCCCAGGCAUGGCUAGCUCGUGUGCCGUGCAGGUGAAGCUGGAGCUGGGGCACCGCGCCCAGGUGAGGAAAAAACCCACCGUGGAGGGCUUUACCCACGACUGGAUGGUGUUCGUGCGCGGUCCGGAGCACAGUAACAUACAGCACUUUGUGGAGAAAGUCGUCUUCCACUUGCACGAAAGCUUUCCAAGGCCAAAAAGAGUGUGCAAAGAUCCACCUUACAAAGUAGAAGAAUCUGGGUAUGCUGGUUUCAUUUUGCCAAUUGAGGUUUAUUUUAAAAACAAGGAAGAACCUAAGAAAGUCCGUUUCGAUUAUGACUUAUUCCUGCAUCUUGAAGGCCAUCCACCAGUGAAUCACCUCCGCUGUGAAAAGCUGACUUUCAACAACCCCACAGAGGACUUUCGAAGAAAGUUGCUGAAGGCAGGAGGAGACCCUAAUAGGAGUAUUCAUACCAGCAGCAGCAGCAGCAGCAGUAGCAGCAGCAGCAGCAGCAGUAGUAGCAGCAGUAGCAGCAGCAGCAGCAGCAGCAGUAGCAGCAGCAGCAGCAGCAGUAGUAGCAGCAGUAGCAGCAGCAGCAGUACCAGUUUUUCAAAGCCUCACAAAUUAAUGAAGGAGCACAAGGAAAAACCUUCUAAAGACUCCAGAGAACAUAAAAGUGCCUUCAAAGAACCUUCCAGGGAUCAUAACAAAUCUUCCAAAGAAUCCUCUAAGAAACCCAAAGAAAAUAAACCACUGAAAGAAGAGAAAAUAGUUCCUAAAAUGGCCUUCAAGGAACCUAAACCCAUGUCGAAAGAGCCAAAACCAGACAGUAACUUGCUCACCAUCACCAGUGGACAGCAAGAUAAGAAGGCUCCCAGCAAGAGGCCCCCCAUUUCAGAUUCUGAAGAACUCUCAGCCAAAAAAAGGAAAAAGAGUAGCUCAGAGGCUUUAUUUAAAAGUUUUUCUAGUGCACCACCACUGAUACUCACUUGUUCUGCUGACAAAAAACAGAUUAAAGAGAAAUCUCAUGUCAAGAUGGGAAAGGUCAAAAUUGAAAGUGAGGCAUCAGAGAAGAAGAAAUCGACUUUACCACCAUUUGAUGAUAUUGUGGAUCCCAAUGACUCAGACGUAGAGGAGACUAUGUCCUCUAAAUCUGAUUCGGAACAACCCAGUCCUGCCAGUUCCAGCUCCAGUUCCAGCUCCAGCUUCACCCCGUCCCAGACCAGGCAACAAGGUCCUUUAAGGUCUAUAAUGAAAGAUCUGCACUCCGAUGACAAUGAGGAAGAAUCAGAUGAGGCAGAGGAUAAUGACAAUGACUCUGAAAUGGAAAGACCUGUAAAUAGAGGGGGAAGUCGGAGUCGCAGAGUUAGCUUGAGUGAUGGCAGUGAUAGUGAGAGCAGUUCUGCCUCUUCGCCCCUCCAUCAUGAACCUCCACCACCAUUAUUAAAAACUAACAACAACCAGAUCCUUGAAGUGAAAAGUCCAAUAAAGCAAAGCAAAUCAGAUAAGCAAAUAAAGAAUGGUGAAUGUGACAAGGCAUACCUAGACGAGUUGGUAGAGCUUCACAGAAGGUUAAUGACACUGAGGGAAAGACACAUUCUGCAGCAGAUUGUGAACCUCAUAGAAGAAACUGGACACUUUCAUAUCACAAACACAACAUUUGAUUUUGAUCUUUGCUCGCUGGAUAAAACUACAGUCCGUAAACUGCAGAGUUACUUGGAAACAUCUGGAACAUCCUGAGGAUGCAACAACUGGAUGCAUCACAAACUAUUGUUGGGUUUUUUUGGUUGUGAUUUUUUGUUGUUGUUUAUAUGAAAACAUUCAGAAUGAUGCAACCAAAAGGGAAAAAUAAAAAUCAAACAACCUUCAGCUUUAUUUUUCUUUAAAGCCAGUCAUCAUCUCUUGAUAAAGGAGAGGUUACGCAAACCAGCCUCAGCGGAGCACUCUUCUCUCCAAGGAAAUCCCGGGAAGAGUUAGCCUGGAUAGCCUUGAAAACAAACAAAGCAAACACAACACAAGAAACUUAAAGAAUGUGUAUGGUAUCCUCUCUCUCUCUCUCUCUCUCUCUCUCUCUCUCUCUCUCUCUCUCUCUCUCUCUGUGGUGGUUCAUUCCACAAGAUGAAUGCAUAUUCAACACACUGCCUUAUUACAUAACUGAUCUAUUUAUUAAUGCAUACAGAUAUUCUGAAGUUGUUGAGGGAAUGACACCACAGACAUUUUAAGUACUUGGUCCCAUGGAUGCUCGUUCAAUGCAGCACCCUUGCCGUCCCAAGCCCAGUGACCUUACUUGUAUACCGUGCCACUUUCCACCAACUUUUUCCAAGUUGUUUAACUUGUUGCAGUCUGUAUUUUCCACCUUCAGUUUUCCAGUUCCAAGACACAAAUUGUCAACUAGGGGGAGGUGGGGGUCUGGUGACCAAAUAGCCACCUUGAUUUUCUUCCUUGUGAUCUUUUUUCCUCAAGGUUGGGGCCCAUGUAAUUAUCUUGGACCAUGGUAGAAAAUUCAAUAAAUAGGAUCAUAUGAAUUACUCUAUAGCCUUAGUCAAUAAACCAGUAGGACUUUUAACAAAUAUGCAUCUGUAAUGUCCUGAAUCCAGCCCUGUUGAGCUGUCAUCAACAUUCUUGUGUCUGUUUUACUGUUACAAGAUUAGGUGAAUAUGGAAGUAAAGGCAUUCCACAGGAUCAUCAUAUU